Seriola dumerili (greater amberjack) is the source of this 610-nucleotide messenger RNA. RefSeq names its product dual specificity protein phosphatase 13-like. The transcript has 3 exons. Gene Ontology annotation, biological process: negative regulation of MAPK cascade; protein dephosphorylation. Gene Ontology annotation, molecular function: protein tyrosine/serine/threonine phosphatase activity; MAP kinase phosphatase activity. Lineage: Eukaryota; Metazoa; Chordata; Actinopteri; Carangiformes; Carangidae. The coding region runs from base 1 to 555 and encodes 184 amino acids. The record is from RefSeq and is a predicted model, not a curated record. Gene Ontology annotation, cellular component: cytoplasm.
AUGUCAGGGAGCAACCAGCAACAGGACCUGGUGCUCAUUAAAGAACUGGAGCUCAUUUUGGAUUCCUGCACCUUGGAGCUCACACCAGUGGAUGAAGUCUGGCCUAACCUGUACAUAGGAAAUGUGGCUGUGGCACAGAAUAGAAAGACAUUACAUAAGCUUGGCAUCACUCAUGUCCUGAAUGCAGCACACUCCAAGCAGGGCAGCAUGGGUGACCAGAGUUUUUAUGGGGACACAUGUGUUUACUUUGGCAUCCCAGCAGAGGAUUCGGACCACUUUGACCUCAGUCAGUACUUCAGACCUGCAGCUGACUUCAUACAGAAAGCCCUGAAGAGCAACGAUGGGAAGGUGCUGGUGCACUGCAUCAUGGGUGUGAGUCGAUCAGCCACUUUGGCCCUGGUGUACUUGAUGUUGCGGCAGCGUCUCUCUCUGAGGGAUGCUAUGAGGCAUGUCGUCCAAAAACGAGCCAUUUACCCCAACCGGAACUUCCUGUCCCUCCUCCUCAAGAUGGAUGAACAGCUGACGCUCAGGCGAAGGUUGUGUCCUCUUCUCUGACAUCUGUCUUUCUCAUUUCUCUCUCUGCUCCUUCAUGACAUUAGCCAUCAGUCAC